CGGCACGUUCAAUUCGGCAUUAGGGUAUUGAAAGGAAAGCUGUUCUUAUUUACAUACCGUGAGUCCGCCCUUGGCUAUCUCAUAUAUUAUAUCUGGAGCCCUCAUUGGACGCCAAUGCCAAAUUUGCGCUAAAACAGAGUCGGAUGGCGUGAUAGAGUCAAACGUUUUGCACCCCAGAUAUUCCCAAUUUUGAGUGCUCGGCCGAUACAUCUUUGGACGUUAAAGAGCGGCUAUAUACCCAAACUCUCACCAAACAUCAUAUUAUCAAACAUGCCGCCGAUCAAGAGUAUAGCCAUUAUCGGGGCCGGCCCAGCUGGCGCCAUUGCAGUCGAUGCACUAGCACAAGAGAAAGCAUUCGAUGUCAUCCGCGUAUUUGAGAGACAAGAGAAAGCCGGCGGAUGCUGGGUAUCAAGAGACGACGAGCCGCCACAGCAGUUCGACUUUGACGGUCUCUCUGCGCGAACAGCAGAUGCGCCUCUCAAAAUCCCUGAGCACCUCCCGUGCCGGACACCUGUAGUCUCCCAGGACCGGUUCAUGGACUCGCCCGUGUACCCGACGCUGGAAACUAAUGUAAACGCGGGAGCCAUGUCGUUCUCCCAAGAGGAGAUUCCUACAGUUCGAUCCCAAUGGUCGAUCGAGCGUCAUGGCGCAGACACGCCUUUCAGGCACCAUUCAGUCAUCCGGAAGUAUAUCGAGGACCUGUUUAACCGGAACGGGUAUCAGGAUCUUGUUCAGUACAACACUACUGUUGAACGCGCGAUCAAAGAUCCCAGCAGCCAGAAAUGGGUGCUUACAUUCCGCAGGACGGAAGUUCUGAAUGGUGCCAAGUCGGAUUACUGGUGGUCUGAGGAGUAUGAUGCAGUUGUGGUCGCUUCGGGCCAUUACGCAGUGCCUUUUAUUCCUGCAAUUCCCGGUUUGAAGGAAUUUGCUGCGAGGUGUCCCGGUAGUGUUCAACAUACAAAGCAUUACCGGGGGCCUGAGAAAUAUCAGGGAAAGAAAGUCAUCACCGUCGGAGCGUCUGUUUCUGCCGCUGAUACGGCAGUGAGCCUGGUUGAUAGUGCCCAGACACCAGUCAUUGCUGUCGUCCGUGGUCGUUACAACGCCUAUUUCGGAGAUCUCGCUUUCCAGCAUCCUAAGAUCCAGCGGCGCCCGCCCAUCUCACACAUUACGAGUAGUGAUCAAGGCGAACGGACCGUGCAUUUCGAAGACGGUACCUCUGAAACCGGUGUCGACCAUCUGAUUUUUGGAACUGGCUUCAGCUGGACUUUGCCUUUCUUGCCUCAGGUUGCCACACGAAACAAUCGUGUGCCGGAUCUCUACCAACAUGUCUUUUAUAGACAUGAUCCAUCCCUGGUUUUUGUAGGCGCUGUUGGUGCUGGGUUGACCUUCAAAGUGUUCGAAUGGCAGGCCGUCGCUGCCGCACGCGUUCUAGCCGGCAAAGUAAACCUGCCCUCCAUCGCCGAGCAGGAAAAGUGGGAAACCGACCGUAUUGCCCAGAAAAGCGAUGGCCCCGGGUUCACAGUCCUCAACCCCGAAUUCGAGCCCUACUUCGAGAGCCUCCGCCAACUUGCGGGGGAACCUCGUGGCACGGGACGGCGCCUACCUCGGUUCGAGCAGAAAUGGCUGUCUGAUUUCGACGAAGGGCAUGAGCGUAGAAAGAAAAUGUGGCGGCGAGCCAAUCAAACCGCUCGGUUGUAAAUCUGACCGUAAGGGUUAUUGCUCUCGAGGGAGUUAAGGAGUUCAGAGUACUAGUCCGUAGAUAGAAAGACAUGCAUAGAUCACAAAAUAAAUAGUCAAGCAAGGAGAACCCGAAAUAUCAG
This is a messenger RNA of Penicillium samsonianum, 1820 nucleotides long. RefSeq lists its product as uncharacterized. Lineage: Eukaryota; Fungi; Ascomycota; Eurotiomycetes; Eurotiales; Aspergillaceae. The transcript has 4 exons. The record is from RefSeq and is a predicted model, not a curated record. Gene Ontology annotation, molecular function: flavin adenine dinucleotide binding; N,N-dimethylaniline monooxygenase activity; NADP binding. The coding region runs from base 271 to 1698 and encodes 475 amino acids.